UAAAUUAUUGGUUUUGGUUCUCCCAAAUUCCCUUUGAUUCUACCAUUUUCUACCCAACAUUUGCACCACCAAACCCAAAUCAAUGGAAGUUAAACGCCGAACGGCUCGGAAUCUGGUAGCCAAACUAAGCUCAGUUUCCGAGCAGACCCGAACUGAAGCUUUGUGCGAGUUACGCCUGAUUUCCAAACAUGAUCCCGAAAGUCGAUCCUUAAUUGCCGAUGCCGGAGCCGUUCCUUACCUCUCCGAAACACUUUACGGUUCUUCUCCAACCAUUCAAGAAAACGCCGCCGCCAUUUUGUUGAAUCUCUCCAUUACUUCGCGCGCUUCUCUCAUGUCCACCCGCGGCUUUCUAGACGCGUUAUCUCACGCGCUCAGUAAUUCACCUUCUCCUACCGCGGUUCAGGCUUGCGCCGCCACGCUUCACAGCCUUCUCAUUGCGGAGGAGUCUUACCGUCCGAUAAUUGGAUCGAAACGUGAUAUUCUUUACUCACUGCUGUCGAUCAUCACUGCAAACAACGCGCCGCCUCGGUCGAUUAAGGAUGCUUUGAAGGCUUUGUUUGGGAUCGCGCUCUACCAGUUGAAUCGGGCAAGUUUGGUGGGUCUCGGUGCGGUUCCCGCUUUGGUGGCGUUGAUAGUCAGGGAUGCGAGGACGGGGAUCGUGGAGGAUGCCACGGCGGUGCUGGCGCAGAUUGCGGGGUGCGAAGAGAGUGAAGAAGCGAUGAGGAAGGCGGGUGGGAUUAGGGUUUUGGGUGAUUUGUUGGAUGAAGGGACUGGAGCCAGUGAAAGAAUAAGGGAAAACGCAGUGGCGGCUCUGCUGAACUUGGCUCGCUGCGGCGGCGAGAAGGGGAGGAAAGAAGUUAUGGAUAUGGGUGCUAAAGUUAUCGAAGGGAUUACUGACUUGACGAAGAAUGGAAGUGCUAAAGGAAAGAGUAAGGCAGUCGAAUUGCUGAAAAUCAUUGUUGAUGAAGAUUGGAACGCAAAAGAGGUGAGGGAUUUUAGGUCCAGUAAUUCCUUUGAUUCCAUGAAUCAUUCAAAAUGAAGUGCUUACCAUUUUGAUCCUUUUGUUAUAAUAGAUUAGGCUAAUAUUUUGUUUCAAGUGUAUACGUCUGAUGCAUUGAUAGUGUGUAAUUUCUUAUUCAGAACAGUAAAUUAUAUAUGUUUGCCAUCUCAUCAAAGUUACUAAUUCCAAAUAAACAAUUUUAGGAGACGAUGAUGAGAUAUCAAGUUGUUUAGGGUUUAUAGUUGGGCUUAUUCAUUUGUUAUACAAAUUAAGUAGUGCUAUGGUGUCCUUUGGCAUAAUAUAUCCCUCUUGGUGUAAAUUUGUUAGCAGAAUGAAGGGAAAUACGAGUAUAUGAUUGAUAUGUUGA
This is a messenger RNA of Hibiscus syriacus, 1367 nucleotides long. RefSeq names its product U-box domain-containing protein 11-like. The record is from RefSeq and is a predicted model, not a curated record. Gene Ontology annotation, molecular function: protein binding. NCBI's taxonomy places the organism in Eukaryota, Viridiplantae, Streptophyta, Magnoliopsida, Malvales, Malvaceae. Gene Ontology annotation, cellular component: cytoplasm; nucleus. Bases 83 to 1039 code for a protein of 318 amino acids. The transcript has a single exon.